Lodderomyces pseudojiufengensis is the source of this 654-nucleotide messenger RNA. It is a transcript of the gene PEX17, whose product is annotated as Pex17p. Bases 1 to 654 code for a protein of 217 amino acids. The record is from RefSeq and is a predicted model, not a curated record. The transcript has a single exon. NCBI's taxonomy places the organism in Eukaryota, Fungi, Ascomycota, Pichiomycetes, Serinales, Debaryomycetaceae.
AUGUCAUCAGUACCAAUUCUAACGAUACCAGAAUCAUCAUUUGAUCCAUCUGUAUACAACUUACGAAGUCCAAGAUCAAAAUCUGAAUUAUUGAUCUAUUUAAUAAAAUUAACUCAUGGAGCAUCAUUAUCAUUAAUAAUAACUUAUGCAAUAGGAUUAUUUAUUUUAAAACCUUUAUUAGAAACAAGAAACAUUAGAAGAUUGGAUUUAUUGGAAUGUAUAAGGACAAAUUUAAGAGAUUUAUAUUUAAAAACAAUCACUAAAAUAAGUUAUAUACCAAUAGUUGCAAUAAGAAGAAAUGGGAAAUUAUAUUCAGAUGCAAUAAUUCAAACUGAAUCAUCAAAUAAUGUAGAAGAAGAAGAUAAAUUAGGUCAGACUCAACUUCAUUUAAAAUUAAAAAAAAUGUCUAAUUUAUUAAAUGAAAAUGUAAGAACUUAUAAAAUGUCAGAUUUAACUAAUUAUAAAAGUGUUAAUUUUGCUAUAAAAGAUUUACAAAAUAAAUCUGAUUUAGUUUAUUUUGAUGAUAAUGAAAUAUUUAUGCUUGAUUUAGGUAUUGAUGAAUUUGGGAAAAAAGUAAAGAAAAGAAAUAUUGUAGUUGAUACUAAAAAUGAGAUUAGAAGUAUUAAAGGAUUAUAUAUGAGUGGACAAGUUUAA